Molecule: messenger RNA, 3307 nt
Organism: Condylura cristata (star-nosed mole)
Lineage: Eukaryota; Metazoa; Chordata; Mammalia; Eulipotyphla; Talpidae
Gene: TBC1D31
Product: TBC1 domain family, member 31
Exons: 21
Coding region: 52-3159 (1035 amino acids)
Cellular component (GO): centrosome
Molecular function (GO): protein binding
Source: RefSeq, a predicted model, not a curated record
CGCAGGGACGGUUGUCCUCCAGGCUGGCGGCGGCCGCGCGUGGGCUCCGACAUGCAGAGCACAGACUUGGGCAACAAGGAGAGCGGCAAGAUAUGGCACCGCAAGCCGUCCCCGGCCACCCGGGACGGAAUUAUAGUGAACAUCGUUCAUACCACCUCUGAUUACCUUCCCAAAGUUUUGAGAUUUUUGAAUGUGGCAUUUGAUAGCUCAGGUGAUUGUUUAAUUGCUGGGGACCAUCAAGGAAAUAUCUAUGUUUUUGACUUAUAUGGAAACAGGUUUAAUCUUGUUCAGCGAACAGCACAAGCUUGCACAGCUCUGGCCUUUAAUCUUCGUAGGAAGUCUGAAUUCCUUGUGGCAUUAGCUGAUUAUUCUAUUAAAUGUUUUGAUACAGUUACCAAGGAGCUAGUCAGCUGGAUGAGAGGACAUGAAUCCUCAGUAUUUUCAAUCUCUGUACAUGCAUCAGGGAGAUACGCCAUCACUACUUCUUCUGAUACAGCACAGCUGUGGGACCUGGACACGUUUCAGAGAAAAAGAAAGCUGAAUAUUCUUCAGUCUGUGGGGAUACAAAAGGUUUUCUUUCUACCAUUAAGUAAUACCAUCCUCAGCUGCUUUAAAGAUAAUUCCAUCUUCGCCUGGGAGUGUGAGACUCUCUUGUGCAAAUACCAGUUGCCAGCUCCGCCUGAAAGCUCCAUUAUCCUUUACAAGGUGUUUGCUGUGACCAGAGAUGGCCGAAUCCUGGCCGCUGGAGGCAAAUCCAGUCAUCUUCAUUUGUGGUGCUUGGAAGCUCAGCAGAUAUUCAGAAUCAUCCAGAUGCCAACUAAAGUCCGUGCCAUUCGCCAUCUAGAAUUUCUUCCUGAUAGUUUUGAUGCUGGGUCUAACCAGGUUCUUGGAGUGCUAAGUCAAGAUGGUAUCAUGAGAUUUGUUAAUAUACAGACUUGUAAACUUCUCUUUGAAAUUGGGAGUCUUGAUGAAGGAAUUAGCUCAUCAGUAAUUAGUCCACAUGGACGGUACAUUGCAUCGAUUAUGGAAAAUGGAAGUCUGAACAUAUAUUCAGUGCAGGCUUUAACGCAGGAGAUAAAUAAGCCUCCUCCUCCUCUAGUGAAGGUGAUAGAAGAUUUGCCCAAGAAUAAACUGAAUUCUGGUGAUUUUAAAAUGAAAGUGACAUCAGGAAGAGUGCAACGGCCAGCAAAAUCAAAGGAAAACAAAGUACAGAGUAGAAUAUUAAAACAGAACUUGACUUGUAAUUUUGAAAAUAAUGAGAAUGAAUUGCCAGAAGGAUUAAACAAAAAGCGUUUACAAGUAUUACUAAAAGGCUAUGGUGAAUAUCCAAUGAAAUACAGGAUGUUCAUUUGGCGCUCUCUGCUACAGCUGCCUGAAAAUCAUACUGCUUUUAGUAACCUGGUAGAUAAGGGUGUCCACGUGGCGUUUCUCAACCUUCAGAAGAGUUACCCCAUCAAAAGUAGGAAGCUGCUCAGAGUGUUACAGAGAACCCUAUCUGCAUUAGCUCACUGGUCUGCCAUCUUUAGUGACACACCAUAUCUUCCACUGCUGGCCUUUCCAUUUGUGAAAUUAUUCCAGAACAAUCAACUUAUCUGUUUUGAAGUUGUGGCUACUCUCAUCAUCAAUUGGUGUCAACACUGGUUUGAAUAUUUUCCUAAUCCUCCUAUCAAUAUUCUCAGUAUGAUCGAAAAUGUUUUGGCGUUUCAUGAUAAGGAGCUGCUGCAGCACUUCAUAAACCACGAUGUAACUUCCCAGCUCUAUGCAUGGCCUCUUCUUGAAACCGUGUUCUCAGAAGUACUGACAAGAGAGGAGUGGCUGAAGCUAUUUGAUAACGUUUUUUCCAACCACCCUUCGUUCCUCCUGAUGACGGUUGUGGCCUACAACACGUGCUUUCGAGCACCUUUGCUCAACUGUAAUCUUAAAGAUGACUUUGAGUAUUUUUUUCACCAUCGGAAUAAUUUAGACAUAAGUGUUGUGAUCCGAAAAGUUUACCAUCUCAUGGAUACCACCCCUGCCGACAUUCACCCAGACAGCACGCUCGACGCCUUUGUGGCACUGACGAAAGGGCAGUACCCAGUAUUUAACCAAUACCCAAGGUUCAUUGUGGACUAUCAGACACAGGAACGAGAAAGAAUAAGAAAUGAUGAGUUGGAUUACUUAAGAGAGAGGCAGACAGUUGAAGAUAUGCAAGCUGAAGUGGACCAGCAAAGAGCCGAAGAUGAAAAUUGGUACCAGAAGCAAGAACUACUUCGUAAAGCUGAGGAAACCAGGAGAGAAAUGCUCUUGCAGGAGGAGGAGAGGAUGAUACAGCAAAGAGAGAGACUCGCUGCUGUGAAAAGAGAGCUGAAAGUAAAGGAAAUGCACUUACAAGAUGCGGCAAGAAGGCGUUUUCUGAAGCUUCAGCAAGACCAACGCGAGAUGGAGCUGAGGCGACUAGAGGAUGAAAUUCAGAGAAAGAUACAUAUGAGAGAUCGAGAAAUUGCUACCACAGCCAAAGACCUCGAAAUGAGACAUCUGGAGCUUGAAUCACAAAAAAGACUGUAUGAGAAGAAUCUUACUCGAAGUCAAGAAACUGCCGCAAAAGAAAUGCGAGAGGAUGCAGACGCCUACAGACGAAAAGUGGACCUGGAGCAAGCAAUGUUCCACAAGCUGAUGAACACAGAUACUCAGAGCCAAAAAACUCAGACGGUACAAUUAAUUGAAGAAAAUCUGGCAAAAGCGGAACAGGCAUGUUUAAAUACUGACUGGCGAAUUGAAGCUUUACAUAAACAAAGACGUGAUGACCUACAACGAAAUGAAUGUUACCGUGAAAUGGCCACACUCCUUCGGAAGAACAGAAAGAAAGAAAUAGAAGUAUUAAGCGCAAUGAUGGGGGAGGAAGCUAGAAAGUGGGAGGAAGCUGAAGACAAAGACUUCUAUUUGAAGUCAGAAAAGCAAGCUGAUCUUUCAGAUGCCUCUAGAAAGUUGUUUCUAGAGAAGGAGCUAAAGGAUGCUUUUGAAUAUGCUGAACAUCCAUGCAGCGAAGUUUCUUUAAAUCAGAGAAAAAUGCAGUUGGACAUCAUGGAACAAGAUCUCAUGGAGAGAGUGAGAAAUCUUCGCCAGAGACUCACCGCCCAGGCUCGGAACCGACGCCACACGCCUCACCUUCUGGCCGCGUAGAGAGGCCUGUCGCCUUGAAGUGGUCAGAUGCCUAAUUUGCAAUCAGUGACACUGACUUUUAGAUUAUUUAUUUUUAAAUUCCCAUGAAGCUCAACCUUUUGUAUAGAAGAAAAUUGUGUAUAAAAAUUAUGUCUUAUUUCUGAUGCUU